GAGACUCUCCCUCCAUUUGCAAUGGUGCGACACUCCACGCUCUCCUUCCUCUGCAAUUUUUUUUUGGUUUUGUUGUUCUUGUUUUAUCUGCAACUUCAAUGGAGAAAUUAGGGUUUUCUAGUUCCUCCUAUUCAUCUACAGCGGAUGAUCCAAAGGCCAAGAACGAUCAAGAGAUAGCAGAGAGGCGAAUCCAACAGCUAUCUUCACAUUUAGGAGGUCAACCCUGUCUUCUCAGAGAGAACCAGCUUCUUCUUGUUCCAUGUGCUAGGACAAAGCUCCAUGUGAGCUCUGAUUCUUUGGCAAAUUACAUGAGAGGAAAGCAUAGAGCUAUACAAGAGAUCAUUUUCACGUUCUUUAAUAGUAGGCCUGACCUUCAAACUCCAGUCGAGAUCUCAACAAAAGAUCACAGAGAGCUUUGUAUGAGGCAGCUUCUAGGGCUUGUGAGGGAGGCCGGGAUCAGACCUUUUCGAUACGUUCAGGAUGAUGCAGAAAAAUAUUUUGCUAUAAUGGAAGCGGCAGGGAGUAUUGAUAUAUCUCUGGGAGUAAAGUUGGGAGUCCAAUAUAGUCUUUGGGGAGGUUCAAUCAUCAAUUUGGGGACCAAGAAGCACCGAGACAAGUAUUAUGAUGGAAUCGAUAACUUGGACUACCCAGGUUGUUUUGCUAUGACAGAACUUCAUCAUGGCUCGAAUGUUCAGGGCCUCCAAACACAAGCAACAUUUGAUCCAGUUACGGAUGAGUUUAUCAUCGACACACCCAAUGAUGGUGCCAUCAAGUGGUGGAUUGGAAAUGCAGCAGUUCAUGGCAAAUUUGCCACUGUUUUUGCUCAAUUGGUCUUGCCAACAAAUGAAUCCAAGGAGGGUGCCACUGUUGGUGUUCAUGCCUUUAUUGUCCCUAUAAGGGACAGGGUCACUCACCAACCACUUCCUGGCAUCGAAAUCCAUGAUUGUGGCCAUAAGGUUGGCCUCAAUGGAGUCGAUAAUGGUGCUUUGAGGUUUCGUUCAGUGAGAAUUCCUCGAGACAAUUUGCUCAAUCGCUUUGGUGAUGUUUCAAGAGAUGGGAAAUAUUCAAGUAGCCUUCCAACCAUCAAUAAGAGAUUUGCUGCCACUCUUGGGGAGCUUGUUGGUGGUCGUGUAGGCAUUGCUUAUUCUUCAGUUGGAGUUCUCAAGGUUGCAGUUACUAUUGCAGUUCGAUAUUCACUACUUAGGCAGCAAUUUGGUCCUCCCAAACAGCCUGAGAUCAGUAUCUUGGAUUAUCAAUCUCAGCAACACAAGCUCAUGCCUAUGUUGGCUUGCACUUAUGCCUUCCAUUUUGCGACAAAGUAUUUGGUGGAAAAGUACUCUGAGAUGAAAAAGUCUUCGGAUGAUUUAGUGGUUGGAGAUGUGCAUGCUCUCUCUGCAGGUCUCAAAGCUUAUGUGACAUGGUAUACAGCCAAAUCCCUGAGCAUUUGUCGAGAAGCUUGUGGUGGUCAUGGUUAUGCUGCUGUUAACAGAUUUGGGAGCUUACGAAACGAUCAUGAUAUUUUUCAGACUUUUGAAGGGGACAACACUGUAUUGCUUCAGCAGGUAGCAGGAGAUCUCUUGAAGCAAUACAGGGAAAAAUUUCAAGGUGGGGCACUGUCUGUAACCUGGAACUACCUACGAGAGUCAAUGGGGUCUUAUCUCUCUCAACCAAAUCCUGUAACUGCACGUUGGGAAGGACAAGAACAUCUAAGGGAUCCUAAGUUCCAACUUGAUGCCUUCCAGUAUCGCACCUCUCGUUUACUCCAAACGGUUGCUGUUCGCCUUCGCAAACACAGUAAGACACUAGGUGCUUUUGGUGCAUGGAAUAGAUGCUUGAAUCAUCUUCUCACGUUAGCUGAGUCACAUAUUGAAUCCGUCAUCCUAGCAAAGUUUAUAGAGGCUGUUCAGAGUUGUCCAGACCGCAAUACACGUAAUGUUCUGAAACUCGUAUGUGAUCUUUAUGCCCUGGAUCGAAUUUGGAAUGACAUUGGGACAUAUCGGAUUGUCGAUUACGUGGCUCCAAAUAAAGCUAAGGCUAUUCACAAGCUUACAGAAUACCUCUGUUUUCAAGUGCGUAAUGUUGCUAGAGAACUUGUGGACACGUUCGAUCUCCCUGAUGAAGUGACACGGGCACCCAUUGGAUUGCAAUCGGAGCCCUAUGCACACUACACCCAAUAUGUUGGAUUUUAAUCUGGAACUUGGGGCCAAGCUGUCAAAAGUUAUAAUUUUAGGGACAGUAUUUGCAUUCCCAUCACAUCCUAAUAUUGGAUGUGGAGGCUGUGCACUGAGAGAGAAUAUGAUAAGUGGUUUCUGAUGUGCCCACGUUGACGGUAGGAUACUCUUUUGUAGCUUUUAAUUGUACUGCUACUAUAGUCUUGUAGCAUUUAACUGGUUAUGAAUUUCACGGGAAGGGGAAAUAAGAGGGAGUUUCUCAUCCGGAUUUGGUAAAUGUGAAUGGAUAUAGCAAUGUGGCUGUGGUUGUAUGGAAAUAUCGCAAUUUAGAAUGAAUAAUUUCUGUUAAUUAAGGCUCACGUGAAGUUCUAAUUAUAUAAACAAGCUUUUCUUUCCUUC
Messenger RNA from Amborella trichopoda, 2570 nucleotides. It is a transcript of the gene ACX2, whose product is annotated as acyl-CoA oxidase 2. Lineage: Eukaryota; Viridiplantae; Streptophyta; Magnoliopsida; Amborellales; Amborellaceae. The record is from RefSeq and is a predicted model, not a curated record. Gene Ontology annotation, molecular function: acyl-CoA oxidase activity; fatty acid binding; FAD binding. Gene Ontology annotation, cellular component: peroxisome. Gene Ontology annotation, biological process: fatty acid beta-oxidation using acyl-CoA oxidase; lipid homeostasis.